Oryctolagus cuniculus (rabbit) is the source of this 5714-nucleotide messenger RNA. NCBI's taxonomy places the organism in Eukaryota, Metazoa, Chordata, Mammalia, Lagomorpha, Leporidae. The record is from RefSeq and is a predicted model, not a curated record.
GCCGAGGAGGGGACAGCGCCGUUCGUCAGCUUCAGGCUUCCCCCGGGCUCGGCGCGGGGGCCCCCCGGAGCGGAGUGGGGACCGGCCCGCCCUCCCCCAUCGCCCUGCCGCCUCUCCGGGCCAGCAACGCGGCCGCCACGGCCCACACGAUUGGCGGCAGUAAGCACACCAUGAAUGAUCACCUGCACAUCAGCAGCCACAGCCACGGACAGAUCCAGGUUCAGCAGCUGUUUGAGGACAACAGUAACAAGCGGACCGUGCUCACGACACAACCAAAUGGGCUUACAACAGUGGGUAAAACAAGCUUGCCAGUGGUGCCAGAGCGGCAGCUGGAGAGCAUUCAUAGACGGCAGGGGAGCUCCACCUCUCUCAAGUCCAUCGAAGGCAUGGGAAAGGUGAAAGCCACACCCAUGACACCCGAACAAGCAAUGAAGCAAUACAUGCAAAAACUCACAGCCUUCGAACACCAUGAGAUUUUCAGCUACCCUGAAAUAUAUUUCUUGGGUCCAAACGCAAAGAAGCGCCAGGGCAUGACGGGCGGGCCCAACAACGGUGGCUACGAUGAUGACCAGGGAUCGUAUGUGCAGGUGCCCCAUGACCAUGUGGCUUACAGGUACGAGGUCCUCAAGGUCAUUGGGAAGGGGAGCUUUGGGCAGGUGGUCAAGGCGUACGAUCACAAAGUCCACCAGCACGUGGCCCUAAAGAUGGUGCGGAACGAGAAGCGCUUUCACCGGCAGGCGGCCGAGGAGAUCCGCAUCCUGGAGCACCUGCGCAAGCAGGACAAAGACAACGCCAUGAACGUCAUCCACAUGCUGGAGAACUUCACCUUCCGCAACCACAUCUGCAUGACCUUUGAGCUGCUGAGCAUGAACCUCUAUGAGCUCAUCAAGAAGAACAAAUUCCAGGGCUUCAGCCUGCCCUUGGUCCGCAAGUUUGCCCACUCGAUUCUGCAGUGCUUGGAUGCUUUGCACAAAAACAGGAUCAUUCACUGUGACCUUAAGCCCGAGAAUAUUUUGUUAAAGCAGCAGGGUAGAAGUGGCAUCAAAGUGAUCGAUUUUGGCUCCAGCUGCUACGAGCAUCAGCGUGUCUACACGUACAUCCAGUCGCGCUUUUACCGGGCUCCCGAGGUGAUUCUGGGGGCCAGGUACGGCAUGCCCAUCGACAUGUGGAGCCUGGGCUGCAUUCUGGCAGAGCUCCUGACGGGCUACCCCCUCUUGCCUGGGGAAGACGAAGGGGACCAGCUGGCUUGUAUGAUUGAGCUGUUGGGCAUGCCCUCCCAGAAACUGCUGGAUGCAUCCAAACGAGCCAAAAAUUUCGUGAGCUCCAAGGGUUAUCCCCGUUACUGCACUGUCACGACUCUCUCUGACGGCAACGUGGUCCUCAAUGGAGGCCGUUCCCGGAGAGGGAAGCUGAGGGGUCCACCCGAGAGCAGAGAGUGGGGGAAUGCACUGAAAGGGUGCGACGAUCCCCUCUUCCUUGACUUCUUAAAACAGUGUUUGGAGUGGGAUCCUGCCGUGCGCAUGACCCCGGGCCAGGCUUUGCGGCACCCCUGGCUGAGAAGGCGGUUGCCCAAGCCUCCGACCGGGGAGAAGACCUCAGUGAAGCGGAUAACCGAGAGCUCUGGUGCUAUCACGUCGAUUUCCAAGUUACCUCCACCUUCCAGCUCAGCGUCCAAACUGAGGACUAAUUUGGCACAGAUGACAGAUGCCAAUGGGAAUAUUCAGCAGAGGACAGUGUUGCCAAAACUCGUGAGCUGAGCUCCAGUCCCCUGAUGCUGGUAAUCUGAAAGAUACGAAGUUGCUGAGCCUUACUGGGUUGAAGAGGAGUAGCUCAGACCUGUUUUUAUUUGUUCAAUAACUAUUCAUUUGUAUCUUUUCAGCACUUAAUUUUAAUGUAAGAAAGUUGUCUGUUUUGUUUUUAUAAAAAUACAUGGGGACAAUGCUUUAAGUUUUUAUACUUUCUGAAACUGUUUUUUUCUUUUGUGUGUGUUUUCCAAGUACGAUGAGCCUUACUGUAUUUCGUGUGGCAGAGGAAUCACAUCAGUGGCAGGCCAUUGAUUAAUUCAUGACUGCCGCGCAUCUGCAGAUCGGUGGCACAGACAUUGACCAUGCUGUUUUUGGUUCAUAACAUAUUCUCCCCAAGGUGAUGGCUCCAAAGGCCCUCUUCCUCUCCCCGUGCCCAGAGACAGCACGUCCUGCUUCCGUUUUCCAUAUAUCUGGGUGGCAGCGGUGGUGGGGGGAGGUGGGUGGGUCAGGACAGAAAUGAUACUGUUUUUUAAGAGUGCACCUUAGAGAUUUAUUUUUGCCCCCCUGAGGUGGCUCCCAGAUACAAAACCAGAUCCCCCAGGUUUAAAUUUCCCAGUUAGCAGUCUGACACUCAGAAAGCCAGCAGAGCAGCCUUUACUGCAUGAACAGAAAUGGAAAUGCCUGUUCCUCCCAGUUCACUGGUGUGAUUGGCGUGCUGUUUGGUCAAGAAGCCUCGUGUCACAGAAUUUGUCUGGCACCUAAAUUUAGACAUGUAUCCCACGACCGUCCCCCACUUCCCUUUUUGAUUUUCUCCUCUCUGUUCCUCUUUCACUACACAUCUGUCGCCUGCAUCUAGUUGGGUCUUCUUCCCUCAACUGUAUGCCCUACAGUACAGGAGAGACAUUUCAGCUGUGAGGACGGCCAUCAUUUCAUUUGUAAAAAGAACAGCAGCCUAGCUACUUAGGGUGGGGAUUUGCGCGGUUGCAAAGGAGAUUGGGCAGAUUAGGGUGAGUUCACACUGUUCAGGUGCCACAGUCAGGUUCUCUUAGCCUGGGAAAAUAUCAGCUCAUUCUUCAAAAAGAGAGUUGGAAAUCCUCUUGAUGAACAGAAGUCACUGUGGCUGUCCAGGGAGGCCAAUUUUAACAACACAUUUCACGGAGGAAAAGUUCAACCUCAAGUUAAAUGGUUUGACUUGCUCUUUGCGUCACUAGAAGAACCACAGAGAUGGCAUUCCUCUCUUUUUAUUUUGCUUUCGUUUGGAUUGCACUGAUUGCUUUUGUGGGAAUGACACUUUACCUGGAAAAGUAACUGAGAGCUAGGGAAAAGAAUAUUUUCUUCUCUGAAUAAUAAUUAUUUUCACAGUGAAAAUUUCAGUAUUUUAUCACUAAUGUAUGAGCAGUGAUAUAUAUAUAUAUAUCAAUUUCAAGGCACGUGGACAAAAUUUUUUAGUAUGUGCAAUUUAAUCUAGAAAGAUUUCUGCCUGUUUGGACAAUAGGUUUUGGGUAGUAUAAAUUAGGGUAAGUAAUAUUUUAUAUGCACAGAUAUUAUUGUAUUGCCUGUAAAUUGACUAAUAAGUACUUAAAGCAUGGUCCCCAGUGAGGCCAAGAAAGUUUCCGGUUAAGUUCUUUCCUGAUCUUAUUCCUACAUUUUCUCUUUUUUAAAAAAGAAAAGUAGUUUUGAAUGAAACACUUUACUUAUCUUGAGGCUUUGUUGGUUAAUGGUGGGGAAAAAAAUGCUCAGGAAAUAUUUCAGAUAUUUGCCAAAAAAACAAUAAUAUUAGCUUAUUAAUAAGAUGAUAUUGAUACUUGCUUUACUAUUUAAAGGUGUCACAGAUAAAUUAAUUUGUACCCCAGUAUUUAGAAAUGAUUGCUUCUUUCCCUUUGUCAAAUUCUUUAGCAUAUUGUACUCAUUUCUGUGUGACCUGUGGAAGUGCAAUAAUAUGUUACGAAGUCGCAUUUUAACUGAUGCUCACAUCAGGAUACCCCCCAGUCAGUGGCUACAGAAUUUCAAGAUCUGUGUAUUUAUUACUUAAAAGGUAUAAGAAGUGUUAAGAAUUGGUUUGGUGGCUUUGUAAAACCAGGAGCCUCUUAAUGAUUAUUAGUUUCUUUAGGUCAUUAAAAUACAUAAAACCAUAUCAAAGGCCAUUUCCCCCUCACAGUGCUCCUCUUCCAUUUCCAUAUUUAGGUUUAAAUGCGUGAACUUGAGCUGCCAUUAUUAAUUUCCCUGUAAAGUGAUUCUACAUGUGCACACACUUGUCUUUCCCCUGCCACCUGGAAUGUUCUUAAGAUGCCAGCAGUGCAUUUCUGUCUGCAUUCACAGAUGCAACCGGAAACUUUUAAGCCAAACUACGAUGUGCAGCGCUAUGGGGCUUUUUUUUUUCUUUUUUUUUUCUUUUUUGGUCCAAAUACAGUGAGAUUUCCUCUAUUCACAAGAGCUGCCACAUUUCGGUAUCUAGUAAUAGAGCUGCUUAAAGGAAAAAUUCUAGCUUGAUUGUAAUGUCAAUAAAGGAAAGAUGUUGCAUCUUAUGUGAUUUUAAACCAUAAAUAGAUGAAGGGCUCUGAUAGGCUACUAGGAGUUGGCUUGGAAACAGUCCUUGGUCUCACAGGUUACCAUUGUCUAGGGAUGUCUGAGCUGUUUUCAGAUUUAGGACUAGCACAGUGUUGUCUUGUCUUUGGUUGCAGUCUCAUUUGGCUCUGUUUCUUGCACCACCAGAGUGUUCAUUAUCACUUUAAAGUGUAUUGCUACAACGGUGGAACAACAGCGUGAUGCAAGACAGUGCAGAUUAACAGUAGAGGAGAAAUCGUGCCCUUAGUGUUAACAAUGUGCCUUUUGUUCUGAAUGCCAUGUUGUAGGGCAUGCAUUUUUUGGCCUCUUUAACUCUUUGAAUACUAGGCAGUAAGGAUGGGACCCACCUCUGCAAAGAUACAUCUGUCUUAAAUAUCUAGUUCCAGGCCUUAAUAGAAACCAUAAGGCAUGAAUCAUCAUCAGGCACUGAAAAGAUAACCAUCGGUUAGUUACACAGGGAAUUCCUAUGUUUUAAGGGGUUAAAGAUGGUCUUUGUUGUAUCUUAACAUCAAACUGAUUUUUUAAAUGAUAUUUUUUUUGUUAUGCUAACACUAGACAAAAAUCAACUGUAUUUGUAAAAAUUUACCUCAAAUGAUUUAAUUUUAUAGUCUGAUUAAUCCCAGGGCAUUUGGUAUGAACCAAAGUGCAUUCCUUUUCUAUGUGCCUGGCUCUAGUAAGGGUGGCCAGGGAUUUUUACAAUUUGGGUGCAAGGCACUUAAGCCACUUUUAAACUUAAUGGGUGGUUUGGAGUCACAUUAAAUGACUCCAUUGGAAUGUUAGGAAACACUUUAGGCAUCAGUAGCAUUGGGCCAUAUUGGAAUCUUAAAAUAAAAGUGUGAAUUAUUUUAAAGAGAGCAUUCAUUUUUGUAAUUUUUUUCAUCAAGAAUAUUUCUGGUAAGCAGAAGACUUUUUAAAAACCUGAUUUGGUUGGUAAAGGUUUUAAUAUUGCCCAACAUAAUGCUGUGGUAGCAUUUAAAAAAAAGUAUUCGUGAACUCUUUGUUUCUUAGGGGCUUGUACAUCUCUCUGCUAUGGACAUAUAUAAAAUUCAUUGUAAUUAUACUCAGCUCAACUGCUACAGUUAUGUCUAGGCAGGGGCUUGGGUUUUUAUCGAGCAACAACUUAGACAUGUGACUGUAAUAUGCUGCAACUGUGUGUACUGAAAACAUGUGAAAAUGGUCGAAUGUGGACUGUGUACAUAUGUAUGUAAACAUUUCUGUGAGAUGCUGCUGUCGCCACUUAACAUGGAAUAUGUUCUAGUGGAUUUCAAUCCUAGUGGCCAGUUCUAUGAUACUGUAUGUAUUGUACAGCUGAUGACAGGAGUAAGACUGUUUAGUGAAUAUUUGUUAAAAUUUAUUGUUGUGGCCAGAGAUAAUUUCAGAAUAAAAUUUUAAUGUCCUACCUUA